Molecule: messenger RNA, 1017 nt
Organism: Soboliphyme baturini
Lineage: Eukaryota; Metazoa; Nematoda; Enoplea; Dioctophymatida; Soboliphymatidae
Source: the annotation of a GenBank genome assembly
AUGCAUGAGAUUUAUGAUUUAAGAAUGGAAAAAAAAAAGUUAGCCGAUCAAUUGGAACUCGUCAACAAGAGUAUGGAUACCAAGCAUUUUGCAAUGGAAGUGUACCUUAGAAAAUCGGACCAUAUUCCAAAGAACGAGUUUAAGCACCUUCAAUUUCUUCUGGCAGAAGCCGAUGCGGACGUAUUUUCAAAUGUAUCAAAGCGAUCCAAUAGGCGUUCAGGCAGCAACAGUGCGGAAUCGUUUUACGCUAUUGACCGAGAACCCAUUGCUGAACCGGAGCCAUUCUGCGACCCAGCUCUGAUUCCAAAAUAUAGUCUUGCCGUGAACAUGUCGUUUUCGCACGCUUCGCCUGAGACGGAUCUGCGCUUGAACCGAAAGCAUCAGUGCUUCAACUGCGGGGACGUCGGUCAUCGCGUGAAUGACUGUCCGCGGCCGAUGGACGACGAACGAGUAAAACGCGAGUUUGAGAAAAUGAAAGCGAAGACCAAACAACAGAAAGAAGGACAUGCGCGUUAUCACUUGGAUCCUCGAUUCGCUGCCUUUCGACCUGGCAAAAUCAGUGACGACCUGCGACGGGCACUGAACAUAAACAAAAAUGAUAUGCCUCCUUGGAUAUACAAGAUGCGACUGCUUGGUUAUCCACCCGGCUACAUCCAAUCUGCGAUCGAAGAAUACGAUGGCUUAGCACUUUACAAUGAUAAUGACGUCGAAAAUUCAGAUGUCAACGAAUGUUCGCCCGAGACGACGGUAGUAGUCACUGAAGGCGAUGAGAGGAAGCACUCAGCCGCUGACAGUUCACCAGCCUCGUCUUCUGAAAGCCCGUCUGGCCUAAAUAAGUCUAUCAUUGUCACCGAGGGAACACCUUUGCCAGCAGCGAUCGUCCCUAAGGAUUAUGAAAAACCGCCGCUUGAAAAUUUUGCCAUCGGUGUCAUGCCUUUCUCUAAUGUUGAAGUUACUUCUCCGGGGAAAUGUAAUUUUCGCCAUCUGAUCGAAAUGGCGCGAAAAGAAAAGUUAUAA